CUAUAGCAACUCUAAGGAUGAAGACUAUGUUAGAAGAGACGGGACUUCAAGAAGCAGAAGUAUUAAAGCCCAAAAAGUGGAAUUCUAAAAAAUGUGCGAUUUUGGCGGUAUCUGUCUGCGUCGUGGUGGUUGUAUCGCUGACGCUGCUCUUCGUUUUGAAGGAUUUCUGGAAACAGCUUCCAGAGAAGGUCUAUGACGCGGAAUACAAAUUCUUCAGCGCGGGCGAGCAGACGAGGGUGUUAAUGGAAAUUGAUCCGCGCAACAGAAUUGAAACUUUUCGGACGGAGAACGGUUCAGACAGAGCGCUGGAGAUCCACGACUUUAAACACGGCAUCACCGGAAUUUACUUUGCUGAUCUACAAAAAUGCUUCAUCAAGACUCAGAGCAAAGAAAUACCUGAGUUUGCUGAGACGGAGUUAGUGGAGCUCGAGGAAGGUGAAAUCACUACAACCAUCUAUGAACAAUCUGUGUUCUGGGUUCCUGCUCAAGAGCCAAUACAAGACCGAGAAUUCAUGAGGAAUUCCAGAAUCUCUGAAAUAUGUAACAAUGCUUCCGUGCACUGGAUUUAUCCUUCCUCUGCAACAGCUCCCGAAUUUCAAGACUUUGAAGAUGGAGAAGUCAAAGACGGAUCUAUAAUGCAUCCUAACAGAACAGAUCAGAGGGAAGAUAAACAGAAUAAGCGUCAAGGCAGAUCACUGACUGAGGAGGACCUGCCCAUUAAUGACUACAGAGAAGUCGGACUGGAAUUCAACCCCAUGUGGGACCAUCGAGGCUUCUGCUGCCAUCACUGCCGCCGCGGACAGCGGUACUGCCAGAAAGUCUGCGAGCCCAUGCUGGGGUAUUACCCCUACCCAUACUGCUACGGGUCGGGGCGCGUGAUCUGCAGGAUCAUUAUGCCCUGUAACUGGUGGGUGGCCCGGAUGUUGGGCAGAGUGUGAGCAAGUCUGAUACCAUUAUUUUAUUCUACAAGAAGAAUUGCCAUC
Nanorana parkeri is the source of this 983-nucleotide messenger RNA. It is a transcript of the gene TNMD, whose product is annotated as tenomodulin. Gene Ontology annotation, biological process: negative regulation of endothelial cell proliferation; negative regulation of angiogenesis. The transcript has 7 exons. The record is from RefSeq and is a predicted model, not a curated record. The coding region runs from base 18 to 938 and encodes 306 amino acids. NCBI's taxonomy places the organism in Eukaryota, Metazoa, Chordata, Amphibia, Anura, Dicroglossidae.